AUGUCUUUGACAGUAUCUGAAUACAUUAUUGGUGGAAGUAGAUUCCACUUCCCAUGUAAAGCUUACCCAUCGCAGCUUGCUAUGAUGAAUUCUAUUGUUAGAGGAUUAAACAGUAAGCAGCACUGUUUGUUGGAGAGCCACGGAAGUGGGAAGAGCUUAGCCUUACUUUGUUCUGCUUUGCAUGGCAGCAGUUCUCGUGGUGAGCAGGAGAGGAGAACUGAGUAAAGUAAAAAGACUGAAGUACCCUUGCCAUGCUUGUUGCUCUUGCCCAUUUGGACAAUUCCUACUAAUGAUAUCGGUGUUAAUGUGAACCAAGGAGCUUCAUGUUCUUUCACCAUGCCAAACAUGACAUCUUCCAAAAAUGAAACCUCAGCUUGCCAAGAAGACUCCACUCCAAAAAUCACACUAGCUGCGAAUUAUCUGCCAAGAAACAGGCAUCUUUGCUUAGCGAAUGAAAAGGAUGAUUUUCAAGUAGACAAGAAAAGGAUUCGUCCCUUAGAAACAAGCAGGCAGGUUAGAAAGCGUCAUUGCUUUGCAAAAGACAUAGAGGAUUUAGAUAUAAAAGUUGCACCAGAAAGGAUUGUGAAGCCAAGUUCUCCAGUGGGAAAAAAAAUAUAUUUUUCUCCCUACAAGCUUCCUGGUCCUUGUACUCGUUGUUCCUGUUCCAUUAAAAGUGAGAAAAGUCAAGAUGACGAUAAUAUAACAAAGAAAGAACAUGGGGGAAAAUGCAAGACACCUAAAAUAUUUUUUGGGACUCGUACACAUAAACAGAUAGCUCAGAUUACUAGAGAACUGCGGAGGACAGCAUACUCUGGGGUCCGAAUGACUAUUCUUUCUAGCAGGGAUCAUACUUGUGUACAUCCUGAAGUAAUCGGUAAUUUCAACAGGAAUGAAAAAUGCAUGGAGUUGAUGGAUGGAAAAAAUGGUAAAUCUUGUUAUUUCAACCACGGUGUCCAUAAGAUUAGUGAACAACAUGCUCUACAGACUUUUCCAGGGAUGUGCAGGGCCUGGGAUAUAGAAGAUCUUGUGAGCCUGGGGAAAAAACUAAAGGCCUGUCCAUAUUAUGCAGCUCGAGAACUAAUGCAAGAUGCUGACAUUGUGUUCUGUCCCUACAACUAUCUCCUAGAUUCACAAAUAAGAGAAAGUAUGGAUAUCAGUCUGAAAGAGCAGAUCAUCAUUUUAGAUGAAGCCCAUAAUAUUGAGGACUGUGCACGUGAAUCAGCCAGUUACAGUGUUUCAGAAAUCCAACUUAGGUUUGCUCGAGAUGAACUAGAUGUUAUGGUCAGCAACAAUAUAAGGAAGAAAGACCAUGAACCCCUGCGAGCUGUGUGCUAUAGCCUCAUAAAUUGGUUACAGGAAAACUCCAAACAUCUUGAAGAAAGAGAUUAUGAAUCAUCCUGUAAAGUGUGGAGUGGAAAUGAAAUGAUCUCUCACUUUUACAAAAUGGGCAUAACCGCUGUGACCUUUCCAAUAUUACAGGGACAUUUUACUGCUGUCCUUCAAAAAGAAGAAAAAUUCAUGCUCCUUAAUGGUAAAGAGCAGGUCAGAGAAAUACCCAUCAUUAGUGCCUCUACUCAGAUUAUGCUCAAAGGACUAUUUAUGGUACUGGACUAUCUUUUUAGGCAGAAGAGCAGGUUUGCAGAUGAUUACAAAGUUGCUAUACAGCAAACUUACUCUUGGACAAGCCAGAUUGAUAUUCCAGACAAAAAUGGUUUCUUUGCUUUGCCUAAAAAUAAGAAACGCUCCAAACAAAAAAUGGCAGUAAAUGUGCUAAACUUUUGGUGCUUGAAUCCAGCAGUGGCCUUUUCAGAUAUUAAUAGUAAUGUACGGACGAUUAUUUUGACAUCUGGUACUCUGUCACCAAUGAAAUCUUUUUCAUCUGAACUUGGUGUAACAUUUGCUAUACAACUAGAGGCUAAUCAUGUCAUUAAGAACUCACAGGUUUGGGUUGGCACUAUUGGGUCAGGCCCCAAGGGUCGGACUCUCUGUGCCACCUUCCAGCACACAGAGACCUUUGCAUUCCAGGAUGAAGUUGGAGCACUUCUCUUGUCUGUGUGCCAAACAGUGGGCCAAGGAAUUUUGUGCUUCUUGCCUUCUUACAAGUUAUUGGACAAAUUAAAAGAACGUUGGAUACACACUGGUUUAUGGCAUAACCUUGAGUUAGUGAAGACAGUCAUUACGGAACCACAAGGGGGAGAGAAAGCUGCAUUUGAUGAAGUGUUGCAAGUGUACUACGAUGCAAUCAAGUGUAAAGGAGACCGAGAUGGUGCCCUCCUUGUAGCAGUUUGCCGAGGUAAAGUGAGUGAAGGUUUGGAUUUCUCAGAUGAGAAUGCCCGUGCUGUCAUAACAAUAGGGAUCCCAUUUCCAAAUGUGAAAGAUCUUCAGGUUGAAUUAAAGAGAAAAUACAAUGACCAGCAUUCAAAAGACAGAGGUCUUUUACCUGGCCGCCAGUGGUAUGAAAUUCAAGCUUAUAGGGCCCUGAACCAGGCACUCGGCAGGUGUAUUCGGCAUAAAAAUGAUUGGGGAGCUCUUAUUUUAGUUGAUGAUCGGUUUAGGAGCAACCCAGAUCGAUAUAUAGCUGGACUUUCCAAAUGGGUUCGUCAACAGAUUAAGCACCAUGCAACCUUUGAAAGUGCACUGGAAUCCUUGGCUGCAUUUUCUAAAAAGCAUCAAAAAGUCAUUGAUGUGUCAUCCCCAAAUAGUAAUGAGUUUGUACAAGAAGUGGCCUGUUUAAAGGAUGAGUCCUCGACAUCUUUAUUGGAAUCAACAAUUCACCUGUCACAGAAUGUUCUUGAAGAAGAUGAAAGGAAACCUUUUGUCCAGGAACUUCAAGCUCCUGCAACGAUGGCUAUGGAGUUCAAUCUACAUAAUCACCCAAGUGAUCAUCAUCACAUAAUCACAGCCAAGAGUAAAAAUGAUUCAUUAUUAUUGGAAGAUUCUCCCCAGAAAAUGAAGAGGGAAAAAAUUUUUAUGUCAAGAUCCACAAGUCCAACCUUCAGUAAACAAACAGAAAGGAAUGGCUGUCCCAAAUCUAACUCUAUGAAGAAAUAUUUUACCCCUAAGUCACUGACUUCCACACCUGUGCACAGAUUUUCAGAGAACCAUGACUUUGAUACUUCCCCUUCCAAAAAGGAAAAGAGGGAAAGUACAAUUGGUCUGUCUCUCACUAGUAGAGGCCAGUCCUCAUCCCUGUCAGGAAACAUGCCACUGAGACCAAGCCCCAAAUCAGAAACUAUCUCUUCGACAGAAAGGACCAAUUCUGUUAGUAAAAAUGAUCCUGCUGAGCUGGUGCUCUUUCCUGAAGAAGCCCUGGAUCAAGACAUUGACCUGAGUGCUAUACAUGGAGAAGCUGAAUUUUCCAAUGUAAACAUAGAUAAUGAAACAAUGGAAGAAGAUGAAUCUAUCUAUUUCACACCAGAACUUUAUGAUGACAUAGAAUCAGAUGCAGAGGAAAAUGAACAGCUACUUGCAACUGAUGGAAUAAAUCAAAGGACUGAGAAUUCAAAUUAUGUUAUAGCAGAAAACCUUUUGGAAAUUGAUAGUACCCAAAAAAUGGGUUCAGAUUACACAGAUGUGAGGUUGAAUAGAAUCAUGCAAAAUGAAGAACGUAAAGUUGAAGACAUUAGUAAUAAUGUAAAGGCAACUAAUAUACAUGAACGGGAGCUGGAAAGAACUCAGGAAAUGGAAACCAUAGGUAACAUCAGCACAUAACCACCAUGUUGUUUAAGGUUUCUGGACCAAACUUCAGAUUAAAUGAUUACUCUACCUCUGAUAAGUGAUAUAGAUGCUUCUAAAAAACAGUAGGCAGCCUCAUUUUCAAUCUGUUUUCAUCACUGUUAAAAUAGCAUCUGAUUUUUAUUUAUAAACUGUUAUUUUCUAUUUGAAAGUGCAUAUUAUGCUAUUCUCUAGUUUGUUUUUUGAGGUGAUGCACACAAAAUAGUUUUUUCUAGAAAAUCUUUGUUGUCAAAAUAGAUUCCACAUUUAACAUGGUAAAAAAUAGAUGGACUUUCUUAGGUUUCCUCCAAUUUUACUUUAGCACUGAAAUCUCAUAAAAUCCCCUCCUCUUAUUUCAAAUUUACAUAUAAAGUUCAAAACAUACCUCUAUCAUGGAUGUCAGUCCUGAUUUACUUGUUAAGUUUUACCACACAUCAUGUAAUAAUAAUCUAGUAUUUCCUAGAGCAGUUCCUUCUCUGUUUAAAGUUCAUAUCAAAUUCUUUUGCCAGCUUGUGAUAAAUUUAAAAUAGCAGUUAAGGUACUGCACAUAUUUUUAAUUGAAAUUUAUUUUAUUAUUUUUGUAUGAUAAGCUGAAAUCAAUAGAAUUUGUUUUGUUUUGUUUUUUAACCAACAGAAUUUGUAAACAAACUUCUGUAAAGUCAUAGACAGUCAAAUGACCUCUUAAUUUUCAACCCUAACACAUUCAGGCAGGCUGAAAAAUGAGCCUAAAGAUAAAGGUACAAUUGAAAUGUGCCCCCUUGUGGCCAGAUGAACAUAAUAGUCUUUUACUUAUUGCUGCACUCAUUUGCAAUAGUCCAAAAAUACAGUCCAAAAAAGUCCAUGAAUGAACAUUUAUUCCUCAUCAAAAAUAAUUUUUGAAAAAUAUGGUUUGUUUUAUCAUCAUUCUGAAAACACACUGACUUUUUUCUAGGAAAUAUUCUUUCACCAGACAGAUGCUGAUCAUAAGAUUUAAACUGUGUCAUAACCUUAAAGAUCAUCUGGUCCAGGCCCCCUCAUUUUAAAGAUGAGGAACUGAAGACUAACAGCCUUAAGUGAUCAACACAAUACCACACAAGCAUUAAGUACUAGAACUGGGAUUUAGAACUUUUGGUUCCAAAUCUACUGGCUUUUUUCCCACCACUAUAUCCCACCACAAAUGUGCCUUUCAGACCACAUUUGUGUUUUCUAAUAUCUUAUAGAACAAGAAACCAGUAGACUUCUUAUCAAGUAAUAGGAAAUUAUGCAUAACAGUUUUAAACAUAGUUUAAUUAAAGAGAUUUAGUUUUAUUGUUCACCAAUUAAAGGUUUUGGAUUCCCAAAAUGAUUCCUCUUGAUACCCUGUCUUUUCCUUAUAUUUAUCAGUGAACAAUUGACUAUAAACAAUAGAUUGAAAGUAAUUUUUGUAAUCAUGGGUUCAUAGAUCCAAUCCAAUUCAAUUCUGUAAUUUUACGGAUGAGUACCCUGAGACAUAGAAAAGUCAAGUGGCUUGCCCUAGGUCACGUAGGAAGUAAAUAGCAGAGAUGAGAUUUGCACAUAGGUCCACUGAUUCAAAACCCUGUAACCUUUCUACUCUGCCGAAUAAUUUAAUAUAUGAAAAGCUUUGAAAAAUUCAAGCACAAGUCACUUCUCUUUGAACCUGUUUCCCCAUUUGUAAAAUGAGGAAUUUGAACUCCUUUAUCUCUACGGUUUUUUCUAACUGUAACAUUCAGUUCAGCAGGCACUUAUUAAGUGCUUACUGGGUGCAAAAAAUACCAUAUUCUGAUGAUGUUCUGCUAGUAAUCAAUUUGAAUUGGAUUUUGACAGAUUCUUCUUAAAAAACAAAUAUACUCAAACAUAAAAUCUACAUUAAUCCCAUCCCAGUCAGAACAGGCCCUAUGGUUUGCUAUUCUCUUAUCCCAAUAAUUCUGCUUUUGCUCAAAAUUUGCUGGAUCUCCUCUUCUAGCCUUUGGGCCAGUUUAUGAGAUACACAAAAUCCAUCCCAUUAAAUUAGAAGCAGUGCUCAUUCUUGACCCCAAGCAAUAUUACUUAACUUUAAUCACUGAUUUCCUUUAACAGCUGAUUGAAUGUUUUGAGGCUUUUUUCCCCCAAAGGUGAAAAUCUGCCAUCUUAGACAAUAUUCAGGUGGAUGUGUCCAUGGGCUAUUAAGGUAGUUCCAAAAGAGGAUUUCUAACUACAUCUGUAGCAACAAAGAUCUUCUGAGAACCAUUUUAUGUACUGGCCCCUAAAAUGACUCUUUUAGCUGGGACAGCAGUCUUUUGGAAAUAUAAUGCAGGUGUCCUUACUGAAAAACAAUCACAUUGCUUUGUAGUAAUGCCUUAUAAUGAUCAUAAAGUCAUAGAAAUUAGAGAGAGAAGGGACUCUGAAAGUCAACUAGUACCAACUCCUUCCUUUACAGAGGAAGAAAGAAAGGCCCAGGGAUGUGAUCCAGGUUCACUUCCUAGCUGAGCUGGGAUGAGAACCCAAGCCAGCUGACCAAGUCCAGUGCUGCAUGGAGAUCACAAUGAAGGGCAUUUGUAGCAUGCUUGUAAAAAUGCCAUCACUAUUCAUAGGGUCCUAGAACUUAGAUCCAGAAGAGGCCUUACUACUCUUUGCAUGCCCUCACUUAUGUAUCACUUACUAGAUACAUGAAAUAUAUGGACUUUCCAAAUUGCUAAAUUAGUCUCAGAUUAUUUGGCAUUCUGAAGGAUUCUCAACUUUCAAAUAGAAUUACACAGGGUUCCUUUAAAAGUGAACAUUUAAAACAUGAUUUAAAUAACAAGAAUCUGACUUGCAUGCAACUCUAACAAAAUAAACAUUGAGGAAAGUGAAAUAGACUGUGUACAGUGAAAAGAGCACUAAACUUGAAAGUUUUGGUUCCUAAAUUCAAAUCCCAGUUCUGCUACAUAAUAACUAUAUGUGAGUUAUCUUCAGAUAGGUACCUAUCAUCUCUGGCCCUCACCUUCAUCUAUAAAAUGAAUGGAUUGGACAAGAUGACCUUUGAGGUGCCUUCCAACACAGAUCUAGAUCUGUGAUCACGCUGGCUUUGCUUAAAGACCUGCUUCUAUUUCUUAAUAAUCAGCCUGUUAUUUGGUGUUCCAUGUCAAAUAAAAGCAACAAUCAUGAAUCUCACUUGGUCCCUAUGUAUUUUUCAUUGCUCUACAAUCUGGCAA
Dromiciops gliroides (monito del monte) is the source of this 6863-nucleotide messenger RNA. RefSeq names its product BRCA1 interacting helicase 1 (gene BRIP1). Gene Ontology annotation, molecular function: DNA helicase activity; hydrolase activity, acting on acid anhydrides, in phosphorus-containing anhydrides; DNA binding. Gene Ontology annotation, cellular component: nucleus. Gene Ontology annotation, biological process: double-strand break repair involved in meiotic recombination; nucleotide-excision repair. The record is from RefSeq and is a predicted model, not a curated record. Lineage: Eukaryota; Metazoa; Chordata; Mammalia; Microbiotheria; Microbiotheriidae.